Molecule: messenger RNA, 3567 nt
Organism: Trachymyrmex septentrionalis
Lineage: Eukaryota; Metazoa; Arthropoda; Insecta; Hymenoptera; Formicidae
Gene: SMC2
Product: structural maintenance of chromosomes protein 2
Exons: 8
Coding region: 34-3567 (1177 amino acids)
Biological process (GO): chromosome organization
Cellular component (GO): chromosome
Molecular function (GO): ATP hydrolysis activity; ATP binding; protein binding
Source: RefSeq, a predicted model, not a curated record
UCUAAUCAUAACGUAAUAUUUUAUUGAUUAAACAUGUAUAUUAAAUCGAUUGUAUUAGAAGGAUUUAAAUCCUAUGGCAAAAGAAUCGAAAUAAAUGGUUUUGACAAGGAAUUCAACGCUAUAACAGGAUUUAACGGUAGUGGAAAAUCAAACAUUUUGGAUGCUAUAUGCUUUGUUUUGGGCAUUACAAAUCUUGGCCAGGUACGUGCUACUUCUUUGCAAGAUUUAGUCUACAAAUCAGGUCAAGCAGGAAUAAAGAAAGCUAGUGUUACAAUAACUUUUGAUAAUCGUGACACUGAGAUAUCUCCUAUGGGUUAUGAACAACAUGAAGAAAUUGUGAUUACAAGACAAGUAGUGAUCGGUGGUAAAAAUAAAUACAUGAUCAAUGGGACAAAUGCACCAAAUAAACGAGUACAGGAUCUGUUCUGUUCUGUCCAAUUAAAUGUGAAUAAUCCACACUUUUUAAUUAUGCAAGGUAGAAUAACAAAAGUGUUGAAUAUGAAGCCAGUAGAAAUUCUGUCUAUGCUGGAAGAAGCAGCAGGAACAAAAAUGUAUGAAAAAAAGAAACAAUUGGCACUAAUCACAAUAGAAAAAAAGGAUAGUAAAUUAAAAGAAAUUAAUACAAUUUUGAGAGAAGAAAUAGGUCCAAAGUUAAACAAGUUAAAAGAAGAGAGAACAAGAUAUGUAGAAUUUCAGAGAAUAGAAAGAGAACUUGAACACUGCAAACGAAUUCAUCUUGCUUGGAAGUAUGUUACUACUUUUAAUAAUAGUCAAAAAAUGGAAGAAAACGUUAAGAUUGUACAAAACAAAAUAGAUUCAAAGUUAGAAGACAUGGCUGCUGGUGAGGAAGAAAUCAAGGACCUAGAAGUCAAAUAUGAUGAAUUAAUAAAGAAAAAGGAAAUGGAAAAAGGUACUAUGCUGGAAGCCUUAGAGCAAGACCUACAGGAACAAGAGAAAAAGCGAUGCAAAUUAUCAGCUGAAGUAAACAGUAAUAAGGAAAAUAUUAAGGCUGUGAAAAAAACAAUGGAGCACAUCAACACUAAUAUAACAGAUGAUAAAAAUGCGCUUAUUUUAAAAGAAGAAGAAUUGGAGAAAGUUGGAGGAGUUUUUCAGAAUUUGAAAGAAAUGUGCCAAAAAGAUACCGAAGCAGUAUUAGAGGCACAAGAAAAGUAUCAGAAGAUCAGUGCAGGUCUAUUGGAGAGUGAAGACGGUGAAAAUGCAACCUUAGAACAACAAUUAAUAAAUGCUAAGCAAAGUGCAACGCAAGCACAAACCGAACUUAAACAAUGUGAGAUGACACUAAAUCACAACAGGCAACAAUUGAAUAAAAAACAAAAAGACAUGCAUAAUACUGAGAAUGAAUAUAAAAAAUAUCAUGUGGACUUGGAAAAGAAAGAAAAAGAAUUAAAGCACUUGGAGAAUGAAUUGGAAAAAUUGAAUUAUAAGGAUAGUUAUUCCGAAGAUUUAAUAAAUCAAAAAACUAAAUUGAUUGACGAAAUGAAACCGUUGCAUGAGAAACUAGAUCAAUUUGAGAUGAGACAUCCUCGAACGAGGUUCCAGUAUCAGAAUCCUGAACUUAAUUUCAAUACAAAAGCUGUAAAAGGUAUUGUAUGUAACUUAAUUGAUUUAAAGGAUAAAAGGACUGCAUAUGCCUUGGAAGUUGCUGCAGGUGGAAAGCUUUAUAAUGUAGUAGUUGACACUGAAAAAACAAGCAAAAAGCUUCUCCAAUAUGGACAAUUACAACAACGAGUUACGAUAAUUCCACUCAAUCGAGUGGCUGGUAAAUUUAUGGAACAAUCAACGAUUAAUUGGGCAGAAAAAUUGGUUGGAAAAGAGAAUGUUCAACCCGCUUUGUCUCUUAUAGAUUUUCCAAAUGAAGUUAGGCCAGCAAUGACGUGGAUAUUUGGUCAAAUAUUUGUAUGCAAAGACAUGGAAACUGCCAAGAAAAUAGCUUUCCAUGAAAGAAUUAUGAAAAAGUGCGUUACUUUGGAAGGAGAUCUUUUUGAUCCAGUUGGAACGUUAUCUGGCGGUGCCCCAGCGAAAGCUGGAUCAGUUUUAUUAAAACUAGAAGAAAUGAAAGCAAUUAAGAAUGAACUAAAUCACAAAAAAACACUCUUAAGAGACAUAGAAAGUGCUUUAUCAAAUAUUGCAAAAACUGCAGAAAAAUAUGCAUCGUUGAAACAAAAAUACGAUCUAUUAACUUAUGAAAUCAGUAUGAUACAACAGAGAUUGCAACAAACAAGUUAUCAUAAAAUCAAGGAAGAGGUGGCUUCUCUGAAUGCAGCUAUUGAAGAGCUUAUAGAACGAAUGACUGCAGCAAAGAAUUUAGAAAAGGAAAGCACAAAACGUGCCAAGGACAUAGAAAUUCAAUUAAAGGAUGCAGUGAAUAUUCGUGAGAAACAAUUAAAGGAAGCUGAGAAUCAAUUAAAUAUCUUAAAGAAAAAAUCGGAACAAAGUCGCAAAGAAUGGCAAAAGAGAGAACAAGAGUCAGAAACACUUGAAUUAGAAAUAAAGGAAUUAAAGAAAAGUAUUGAAAAUGGUGAUGAACAAUUGCUUCAAGUAAAUGAGAAAAACAAUAUGUUCGAAGAAAAAGGAGAAACUCUUCAGCAGCAAUUGCAAGAAACCAAAAAUAAAGUUAUAGAAUUGCAAAAUAAUAUUAAAAAGCAGAAAGACAUAAUUAUUGAACAAAACAAAAAUAUACAAAGAUUAAUCGAAAGAAAAGAAGAUAUUAUUAAACAAAAUAAAGAUCUAGAAUUGGAUAUAAAAAAAUUAAAUCACGAAAUUAAUGAUAUCAAAAAAGGUGCAGCAGAAUGUAGGCAGAAAGUUUUGGAGCUCACAAGGAAAUACGAGUGGAUUGAGCAAGAGAAACCUUAUUUUGGAAAAAAAGGUGGUAUAUAUGAUUUUGAAGUUAAUAAACCAGAAGAAAUGGAACAAAAAGUACGUAAUUUAGAAGCAAUGCGUGAAAAGUUAAGUCGUAAUAUAAAUACGCGAGCAAUCAAUCUUCUUGAUAAAGAAGAAGAACAAUACAAUGAUACAUUAAAAAAGAAAAGAAUAGUUGAGAAUGAUAAGAAUAAAAUUCUUGAGACAAUUAAGACUUUGGAUGAACAGAAGAAACAAACCUUGCUUAUAGCUUGGGAACAGGUAAACAAGGAUUUUGGUUCUAUAUUUAGUACUUUAUUACCGGGAGCCGAGGCUAAAUUACAACCACCAGAGAAUGAAGCAAUAACAGACGGUUUAGAAGUGAAAGUUGGAUUUUCGGGUGUCUGGAAAGAGUCAUUAGGAGAAUUAUCUGGUGGUCAAAGAUCUCUAGUUGCUUUGUCAUUAGUCUUAGCUAUGCUUCUUUAUAAACCUGCACCGCUUUACAUCUUGGACGAAGUAGACGCUGCCCUAGAUCUUUCACAUACAGAAAAUAUAGGUGUAAUGUUAAAGAGACAUUUUAAACAUUCACAAUUUAUUAUUGUAUCCUUAAAGAAUGGUAUGUUCAACAAUGCAAAUGUUUUAUUUACAACUAGAUUUAUUGAUGGUAUGUCAACAAUAAGUAGAAGUGAAAAAGUAAGAUCCAAAUAA